AUGCUGAGGUUGUAUGUCAUGUUCAUCUACCUUUCCUGUGGGGUGAAAACAGAUCCUGAGGAAGCAUGCCCUGCGUUUACAAGUCUCCACCUCGGCAGCGCUUUAAUAGGGACAGACCUCAAAGUGAAGCUAAUGCUCUACACCAGGCAGAACCCAAACUGUGCUGAACAGCUCAAUUCAACAGCCUCCAAGUAUCUAGAUAUAACCAAGAAAACUACCUUCAUUAUCCAUGGAUACCAACUCACAGGCUCUCCCCCGCUGUGGAUUCCUGACUUGGUACAUCUCCUGCUUUCUGUAGAAGACAUGAACAUCAUCCUUGUGGACUGGAACCGUGGGGCAACAACUCUCAUAUAUAGCAAUGCUUCCAGAAACUGCAAGAAAGUUGCGGAGAUUUUGAAGAAACUUAUUGACGGAAUGUUGAUUGAUGGAGCAUCACUUGACUCCUUUCAUAUGAUAGGAGUCAGCUUGGGAGCACAUAUCUCUGGCUUUGUGGGACAGAUGUAUGAAGGAAAGCUUGGAAGAAUCACCGGCCUUGACCCAGCAGGCCCCUUGUACAGAGGGAAGAUGCCUACUGAGAGGUUAGAUCCUACAGACGCACAGUUUGUUGAUGUCAUUCAUUCGGACACCGAUGGACUAGGUUACAGAGAAGCACUAGGCCACAUAGACUUCUACCCCAACGGCGGGACUGACCAGCCAGGCUGCCCACAAACAAUAUUUUCUGGAUUGCAGUAUUUUAAAGGUGACCACCAGAGGUCUGUUUUCUUGUUCACAUCAUCCCUGAAAAAGAGCUGCAAUAUUACUGCAUACCCGUGUGACUCGUACAGAAAUUACAGGAAUGGCCAAUGUACCAGCUGCGAAACUUUUCAGCCUCUGGCAUGCCCCAUCCUAGGUUAUUAUGCCAGUAAGUGGAAAAGCUAUUUCACACGACAGAGUCAGCCAGCGACAAACAUGUUUUUUGAUACGGCGGACAAGGAGCCAUUUUGUAUUUAUCACUACUUCUUGGAUAUUAUUACAUGGAACAAAGAUACCAGAAGAGGUGCCUUCAUUGUUACAUUAGCUGAUGAAACUGGGAAGAAAGCAGAAUCUAAAGUCAAUCCAGAAACUGCAGCUUUUCAGCGGUACAACCAAAUCCCUUUGCUAAUUGGAUUUGACCAGGAUCUUGAAAACGUAGAAAGAAUUUCCUUGACAUUUUCCACCGGGUCUGUCAUCGGCCCAAAGUUCAAACUCAGGAUUCUCCAAAUGAGGUUACGGUCAAUUACAAAUCCAGAAAGACCACAGCUGUGCAGGUAUGACCUCGUCCUGAUGGAGAACACCGAAACAACCUUCAAGCCCAUUCCGUGUCCGAGCAAGAACAAGAGCUAAGACUUGAACGGGCUCUUUCACCGCGGCAGCGG
Molecule: messenger RNA, 1394 nt
Organism: Struthio camelus australis
Lineage: Eukaryota; Metazoa; Chordata; Aves; Struthioniformes; Struthionidae
Gene: LIPH
Product: lipase H
Biological process (GO): lipid catabolic process
Molecular function (GO): glycerophospholipase activity; carboxylic ester hydrolase activity
Source: RefSeq, a predicted model, not a curated record